Messenger RNA from Condylostylus longicornis, 2604 nucleotides. RefSeq names its product splicing factor 3A subunit 1 (gene Sf3a1). The transcript has 7 exons. The record is from RefSeq and is a predicted model, not a curated record. The coding region runs from base 118 to 2478 and encodes 786 amino acids. Gene Ontology annotation, cellular component: U2 snRNP; U2-type prespliceosome; catalytic step 2 spliceosome. Lineage: Eukaryota; Metazoa; Arthropoda; Insecta; Diptera; Dolichopodidae. Gene Ontology annotation, molecular function: RNA binding; protein binding. Gene Ontology annotation, biological process: regulation of alternative mRNA splicing, via spliceosome; mRNA cis splicing, via spliceosome.
UGACAUACCUUGUGCACAUAUAACUUUUUUUGCAUUGUAUUUAAACAAAACUUUAAUUUAGUUCUCAGUGAUUUGAGUAAUUUUUUAAAUUAUCAAAAGUUAAAAAAUUUUAAAAAUAUGCCUUCAUUGGAAAUAGAAGAAGAAAUUUUAGAGGAUACAGAUGAUAGUACAAAAUCAAUGUCAGGUCCUGUGGUUGGGAUUAUAUAUCCACCACCGGAGGUUAGAAAUAUCGUUGACAAAACUGCAAGUUUUGUUGCUAGAAAUGGACCAGAAUUUGAAGCCCGUAUCCGUCAAAAUGAACUAGGGAAUCCAAAAUUUAAUUUCCUUAAUUCUGGUGAUCCUUAUCAUGCAUACUAUCGUCAUAAGGUUACUGAAUUCAGAGAAGGAAAAAUAGAGUCGCAAAGUUUAAUACCCGGUUUAAAGCAAUUGGCAGUAUCAUCUUCUGCACAGCAAAAACAACAAGAAUUUUUGAAGCAAGUGGCAGAACAACAAUUUGUACCAAGGGAACCUCCACCAGAAUUCGAAUUUGUUGCAGAUCCUCCCUCAAUUUCAGCUUUAGAUUUGGAUAUUGUAAAAUUAACAGCUCAAUUUGUUGCGAGAAAUGGUCGACAGUUUCUUACAAAUCUUAUGAAUAGAGAACAACGCAAUUAUCAAUUUGAUUUUUUGCGACCUCAACAUUCUCUUUUUCAAUACUUUACUAGACUCUUAGAACAAUAUACAAAAAUUUUGAUUCCACCAAAAGAUUUAAUGCAAAAAUUAAAGUCUGAAAGCCAAAAUAAUCGUGUAAGCAUAAAUUUAAUUCUUGAUCAAGUUAAAUAUCGCGCAAAUUGGCAGCGACACCAGGAAGCUCAGAAGCGUCGUGAAGAGGAAACAAUUGAAAAAGAAAGAGUAGCAUAUGCUCAGAUCGAUUGGCAUAAUUUUGUAGUUGUGGAGACAGUUGAUUAUCAGCCUUUUGAAACAGGUAAUUUCCCUCCGCCUACAACACCAGAAGAAGUUGGUGCUAGAGUGUUAAUGGAAGAACGAAUGAUGGAAGAGGACGGGGAUAUUGAAAUGCAAAUUGAAUCCGAUGAAGAAGAAGUUAGUUUGCCAAGUGGUAAUAUAAAACUUUCGCAAAUGGAAAAUAGACUCGGACAACCAAAUCAACCGAGUGUAAAUCAAAUGCAAGUUAAUGAUAAACGACCCAACAAAAUUGCUCCUUCUUCAGUUAUUCAUAACAAACGUGAUAAUAUUCAAGUUCAAGAUAUGGAUGAAGCAUCGAGUGACGAAGAAUCAGAAAAUUUGGCAGAAAAACAACCAUCCGUAACACCGGCACCUAUGCUUCCUCCAACACACGAUAAAGUAAUUGUCAAAAAAUACGAUCCAAAACAAACUCAAAAAACUGUUAAGCCGGUUUCUACAGAUGAAUAUUUAAUUUCACCAAUAACUGGUGAAAAAAUACCUGCAUCCAAAGUUGCUGAGCACAUGCGAAUUGGGCUUUUAGAUCCAAGAUGGGUUGAACAAAGAGAUAAACAUACCGUGGACAAAAUCAAUCAAGAUAACGUUUUUGCAGCUGGUACCGCCAUUGAAGCCAGUUUAAAACAAUUGGCAGAAAGACGUACAGAUAUUUUUGGUGUCGGUGAUGAAGAAACUGUAAUCGGUAAAAAAUUGGGCGAAGAGGAAACUAAAAAAGACGAUCGAGUAACUUGGGAUGGUCACACAUCGAGUGUUGAAGCAGCUACAAGAGCUGCACGAGCAAAUAUCACGCUUGAAGAUCAAAUUCACCAAAUACACAAAGUAAAAGGUUUGAUACCUGAUGAAGAAAAGGAAAAAAUUGGUCCUAAACCUGCAACUACAACGAGCAAGCCACAGCAAAAUAUUCCACAACCUGUUGUUACCCAGAGUAUGGCUCAACGACCAUCAAUUAACCAACAAAUGCCACAACCCCCUCAACAUCAAAAUCAACAACCAAACAUGUCUGGAGUUCGACCUCCUGUUCCAAUGAUGAUGAUGCCUAUGAGAACUCCUAUGAUUCCACCACCUUUUCCGGUUGGUUAUUUGCCACCAAUGCAACCCGGGGGACCCCCAAUGCAGCCAGCGCCACAAGUAAUUGACCAACAAAUGAUGAUGCAGCAGCAAAUGCCAAUGAUGGAGGAUGAACCACCAAAUAAAAAAAUGAGAUCGGAAGACAACUUAAUUCCUGAACAACAAUUUAUUUCAAUGCACAAAAGUCCAAUCACAAUUCAAGUUCAAGUUCCGCAUGCUGAUAAAUCUGAAUGGAAGCUUAAUGGACAAACUAUCGCCCUAAGUCUAAAUUUAACAGAUACAAUUUCAACAUUAAAAUCCCGAAUACAAGAUGAAACUGGAAUGCCACCAGCUAAGCAAAAAAUUUCAUAUGAGGGAAUGUUCUUCAAAGAUAACAAUACAACUGCAUUUUACAAUCUCUUAAACGGUGUCACUGUACAUUUGCAAGUGAAAGAAAGAGGUGGCAGAAAAAAAUAAAUUAAACAACAUAUUUUUACUGUGUUUAAAAAAACCGUAUUUUUAUUGUAUAAGAUAAUUUUUGAUUUAUAUUCAAGUCUUAAAUUACAUUCGAGAUAUUAAAAAAUGUGCAACUUCUUUUACUUA